Molecule: messenger RNA, 5241 nt
Organism: Xyrichtys novacula (pearly razorfish)
Lineage: Eukaryota; Metazoa; Chordata; Actinopteri; Labriformes; Labridae
Source: the annotation of a GenBank genome assembly
GCCAAAUUUGACCCUCAGCGCCUACCGUACUAACCUGCGAGGAGUGUCACUGCCACCGCGGAGGAGUGUGUCCGGUUUGCUGCUGUGGGAUUUCACUUGAGUGGUAGUUGAGUAGACCACAGAAAUGACCUGACACUCACCGUCACAUUUGGAGAAGAGUAACAAGUGACACCGCGACGUUUGAGCGACAGUCAAGACGACGUAGUUGAUGUUUUUGAUAGUUGUUUUCUUUCCCUUUUCAGCCUGUUUUCACUCGUGUGUAAGGCUCCGAUGUAGCGAAAGUAUCCCUGCGUGAUCCUCCCACCCGAGUUUUACUGCGUCAGUGACCCGCAGUGAUGCGUUUCAACGAGAAGGAGCUGGUGUCUCUGAGCCGGCAGCCCUCAGAGAAGGCAGCUGAGCUGGGGAUGAGAGGACCAAAGAAAGGAGAUGGUAACACGGUUUAUUAUCUACAGACUCAGAUCUGAUCUCUGUCCUUGUCCUUCAUGGUAUUUUGAUCAGCAACACAUGAUGGAAAGAGAAGAAACUGAUAAUGAGGCUCAAAAAAUGCCAAAGAACCACUGGUUGUUCUUUUAUUAACUAGUCAUUGAACUUAAAUGAGAUAGAUUUCACUCCUGUAGUGUUGUUGUCAUCACUGUGUUGUACCAGUCAUCUCAAAGUAAAAAUGAUCCACUGUAUGUAUUUGUAAAUUUAGUCUCAGAAACAUUUUAUCAUGAGGAUACAGGUCAUGAUCUACUUUAAAAUGUGUUGAUCCAGUUGCGUGGAUUAAAUUUCUGUCAAAUAUUAAAUUCAUAAACUCCUACUGUGACAGAAGGAAACCUAACCUGAUCUCAAUGAGUUUACAUGACACUAUUAAACCAAAUAAAAAGAGCUGACACAGACAAACGUAUGAUCUGGGUGGGCAAAAGAUACAGUGGAAAUCUGUAAUUCUGCAACAAUCAUAGGUUGGCUAUACCUGAUAUUUUCAUUUGGUUUUAAUAGAUGCAGAAAUGAACUCUGUAGAACACUGCCUGCCUUUGAUGUGUUAUCUCUCUUCCUCUUUUAUUAUCAUACAGUUGUAAAGAAGAGGCUGGUGAAACUGGUUGUCAACUUCCUUUUCUAUUUUCGGACUGAUGAGGAGGAGGUAGGUUGAAUGAAAGGGAUAGUUUAUUGUUUUUUGUCUUCUUUUUCUGUUUAGAUAAGAUUGUGGGAGGUUCUUGAUACCCACAGGGUUAGAGUUAGGUUUAGUAGGGGAUCGCGGUCAGCUUCCCCUUUUGUUGAGAAACAUGCUGGAGAACUGGGAAAUGGAAGCUAGACAAUCAACUACUACAGAUGAGGUCUGCUCAAUUAUGUUAUUUAGCUAAUUUCAACAAACUCUAACCAAAGCACCAUUUUUGAUAGUAGAGUAUGCUCUGUUUGAAAAAAAUUAAGCACAACACUUUGCCAUCAGGCAGCACAUUCACUUAUAUUCCUGCACACAGCUCAUACUUCUUCCUUCAGCUCACUGAUCAGCCUCAUGAUGGUCGGUCCAUGAUGACCGAGGCACUGAUUAGGACUUGGCGAUUAAUUAGAUUUCAAUUUUCAAUUUCAGUCACAAUUCCCCACAGUCAUAAAAAUGUGAUGAUCAAGGUUGUAUGAUUACUGUGGGAGAGAGGAGAGGAAAGCAGAGAGAGGAGCAGGAGGAGGCAGGAGAACAUACCUGUGUGUCUGAAAAGCUGAAGGACAGAGCUUAGCAUGACCAGAAAGAGGCUGCAUACUCCCAAACCGCAGAUUAGUGUGCUGCUGGCAGGAGAACAUGUCAGUGAAUGGGCAAACAAAAGUGCUGAAAAAUGUCCUAAUGUAAUGUGCACUUGUACCAAGGAUAGUCCCAUGCGGCUGGUACACACAUUGUUGACAAGUAUCUCCAUCAAACCUGAGUCGUACCAGCAUGUUUUUAAACAUCUAACCUACAUUGUAUGAGAAAGUGAAACAACUUCCCCCAAAAGACAAUAUGUCGAAUAUGAAUUAAAGUUCUUAUUUAUCUUUUCAGCCAAUUGGAGCUUUGCUGCUGGAGCAGUGUCGAGUGGAGAAGGAGGACAGCCAGACUUUCUCUAUUGGUAAACUCCAGCAUCUUAAAAAAUUCACAUUACAAAGUUACACUGUUUCUCUACUUAUUGUUAAGAUUAUUUUCAAAGCUGUGUCAGACUGGUCAGGACAAUGACUUUAUGUUGUUGACAUAGGUAAAUGGGAUUCUGAUACCAAUAUCAAGAUCUAAGUUGCAGGUUUAGGGUAAGAUUGUAUCUACUGUAUGAAAAUUUUCCACUAAUAUUAAACAGAUAUAAUUUCGCAAAGAUCACCAGAGGGCUGCUUUCUUACCAAAUUCUGUAUUAUAGUAUUAGAAUUAUGUUCUAUUUGAGAAAAUUGUAGUGGGGAAAAGUUGUAUUUUGCAAUACACUGAUACAGGUAAGUGUUUGAUAAACCCUUAUCAGCUCAUAAUAAUGGCAAAGGAACAUACUGGUCUGGGUAUUUUUCUUAUUACUGUUCCUGUUUGCGUGUUGACACUAUACUGUAUAGAUCUCAGUACCUUUGUGUUCCUCUUUGUAGCAUUCCUGGAUGAAGCAGAGAAGAAAUACCUUUUUGAAUGUGACUCUGAAGAACAGUGUGGGGAGUGGAUUGAUUGUAUCAUCAAGGCCAGGUAAGGCUGAAUGUUUACAGUCUCAGAUAAGAUAAGAUAAGAAGAACUUUAUCCCCGAGGAGAAUUUUGUUAAAAAGAUUAGAUUAGAUCUUCAUCUCUAUGAAUUUGUUGCCUGAUUUAUCAAGUAUGGUGUGCAGUUUUAACUUUUUCAAUCAACAAUCAAGUCAUACUAAUAUGUCCAUUAUUACAAGCUGAGUAAUUUGAGUUUAACUGCUGCCAGUAUUAUGAUCUUGUGACACAACUUUAACAGAGACAUUACAGACAGUCCCUUCUAUGUCACAGUCUAAUGACAGUUGUAAAACAUGCAAAAGCAUAUUGUGUGGUUAUAGGUGAUACCACGAGAACUAACUAAAGACAGAACCUCUAUUGUGCUCAAACUUGAGUACAAAUCUAUUGUUGUGAUAUGCUGAGACUCAGGGAAAAGUUAGAAUAUGGUCCCAUGACUGGAGCAACAAGCAUUGCUCUGCUGUUGGUUGUGACACAUCCUAGCCCCUAGUCAUCAUCACUCACAUGGGGGUAAUCACAAAAAAUGAAUGCUGAAGCUGUUUGCAGAGACACAAUGUAGGCAGUGUGACUCAAACUCAAUUGUUUUCAGCUGAUUCAUUACUACACAGGAGCUAAAAGUCAGCAAUUAACACACAGCCAGAGCUCACUGUGUGGGACAUUCACUUUUAUUUUCCAUGUUUGCCAAGAUGUUCAUCAGCAGUUUGAUACAUCCCCGAUAUCUGUUUGUUUUUGUAUAUCCUCAAACUAAAUCUUUCAUCUCAUCUUUGUAGUUAUGAGUUCAUGAGGAAGAACCUGAUAUUCUACCGAACAGAAAUCCACAGGCUCACCGGAAAGGUAAGACCUCUCACAGCAGCACGCUAAUACACUUAAUGCAGCACAGAUGGUGCUUCUGUUCCACAUACUGGGAUGAAUUGAAGUGUGAAGCGUGUGUCUGCCACGCUCAACCCACUGACAUAACCAGCAUCACCAGCACUGGCAGAAGACAGAUGGGUAGAUCAAGACACAAAGACUUGGCAGUUUUAAAAUGUUUUGUUUAGUGCUUUAGAGAAAUGUAUUAUAGCAAUAUACCAGAAACAAUCUCUUGAUUGCUGAGGAUGAUUGAAAAAAUUGAGUAAUUAGUUCUUCAUGAUACCUGUCAAUAAUAAUACACUCAUAUUAUGCACACUUUUGGUGGUGAAUGUGCCACAAUUGAAGUUCCACUCACCUACUCAAAACCAAAACUAUCUGUAUGCCACAUAGACUUGGUUGUCAAAAUUAAAGUUUGCUUGCUCUGUGAACAUAGAUAACAUUUGCUCUGCACACCCCAAGUCUUUGUUUUCUUACAAUCUUUGUUCCUCACUAUCGGCUGUCUUUGCAGGACCCUUUGGAGCAGUACGGUAUAUCAGAUGAAACUCGCUUCCAGGUCAGUAAUGGCCUGCAGCUGAUGACAAGAGAUACCUCCUCACUGUAAAAACAACAUCCUGGGUUCACGUAUCAGUUUGUCAUUUUGGUUCACACUGCUAUUCCUACAUUCACUCCACUAGUUUGAAAUCUGUGGCAUCAACAAAAGCACACAAGCAUUUUACUUUGUCAUUUGUCUGAUUGUUUGAAGUGUUGGUCCACACUUACAAAGAGGAGAAUACCUGAGAAUUUCAAAAGGAUAACUCCAAACAUUUCUCAGUGUUAAUAUUAAUCAUCAUAGGCAACAUAAUUCUUCUUUGUGGGAUUUUAUAUUUAGCUUUUUGUAUCAUUUUCAGACUUUACCUCGGUAAAUUGGUUGUCUGUAUAAAACAUUUUAUACUGUAUAUUUUCUACUGAACAUGCUGUACUCAUAGACAAUGUGAUUUGUUUUUCUGAUAGUUAUUUAGCUGUCGUUCUGUAGCUGUGACUUUUUCAGGACUAUUGAUAAUAUGAAUUUGAGUAUUGUCAAUAUAGUUAUUUUCAGGACACAUUUUGUUCAAACACCAGUAAAUUAAAUGCACACUGUUUGAAGCAGUUCAUAAACUAAUAGAUAUAUUUUGCCAAGCUUCAAAAACCUUUGGCAAAACUGCAUGGGACCUUUGAGCUGCUGAGUUGAGCCAUCUAACUGAAACCCUUUUUUAUUUUAGAGAAAUAUUAAGUGAUCCCAAAUUAAAUGAUGAUUCAACAUGUUAAGACUUUUAAAGAAGUUUUGAAAACAACUUUUGCACAUCACUGGGAGUUAUUUUAUUUUUUUAACCAAAAUUUCAAUCAUUUACUUGAAUCUACUGUACCUUUUCUUUCACACUUGGAAUCUGAUUCCUUUAGCCUUAGCUAUGCUUAUGACUUGGCUUUUUAUUUUCUUUUUUGUAAUUAUCAAAGUCCUUUAUCAUUGUGGCCGCCACACAUUUGCAGCUAGUGUUGAAGUGAGAUUUUUCUCACAUUUGACCAUGGGACAUGCUGCACCCUGUAAAUUGUUCAAUGUAUUUUUCUGUCAGAAGUCCUGAAACAUGUCACUGAAUGUGUUUUUAUUUUCAACUUUUGCACAUAAAAUUAGUUGAAUCUGUUUUUUCUUCAUGUUUGGUUAUGUUUGUUUCACUGGCAACUCUUUUAUUUGACUAAUAAAGCCAUUCGAUAGAUACUUUAAA